AUGCUCAGAUUUUCCUCUGCGACGUCUCCAGCAGCAGCCCGAGACGUGGAGCUGGAUGCGGAGCAUUGUUCCACGUCUGGAAGAGAUCUGCAGCUGGAUGUGAGGCGCCUCCGUGUGAUGCAGCUGUGUGAUGGGAGGACACGAUGGGAAACAAGCAGACGACCUUCACAGAGGAGCAGCUGGAGGCGUAUCAGGACUGCACCUUCUUCACCCGGAAGGAGAUCCUGAGUCUACAUGGACGGUACCGUGAGCUGGCUCCACACCUGGUUCCGCUGGACUACACCAACAACCCAGACAUCAAAGUCCCAGCGACACUCAUCGUCACCAUGCCUGAACUGAAGGAGAAUCCAUUCAGAGACAGAAUUGUGGAGACAUUUUCCGAGGACGGACAGGGGAACAUGAGCUUCACUGACUUUGUCGACAUGUUUUCUGCUCUCUGUGAAGCUGCACCAAGAGAGCUGAAGACCAUUUAUGCAUUCAAGAUCUACGACUUUAACAGAGAUAGCUUCAUCUGUAAGGAGGACCUUAAGAAGACCCUGAACAAGCUCACCAAAGGAGAGCUGACCCCCGAGGAGGUCACGCUGGUCUGUGAUAAGGCCGUGGAGGAAGCUGACCUCGACGGAGACGGCAAGCUCUCCUUUGCAGAUUUUGAGAACAUGAUCUCCAAAGCUCCUGACUUCCUGAGUAACUUCCACAUACGAAUAUGAGACCACCACACAAAGAUCUUGUGGAGGGCAGAUGUCUCCCCUGGACCUAUUUCUGCCUCGACCCAGUGCCUGUCCUUUCUACCAAGCGUCUCGUUCCUCUGCAGACUGAGAUUGGGACUCUGAGCAGCACAGGAGACGGUUCUGGAUGUUGUUCCUGCACAAAGCUGCUCUCUGGACUGAAUUUGUGUCCUGUCAGACCGACUUUGACACAAACCUGGAGGACCGUGCUGCACAGCUGGACUUUCCCAUGCUUCUCAGUCUGUCUCAGACCGGACUCUUCUCUAAAAGCACAUGUUUAAAGGGCAAACAGCGAGGAGCUAUGCAAUCUUUCUUUCUGAUGUGCAUGCUGUAAAUAACUUCCAGCUAGUGAGUUUGUACUUGUGCUUUAGUGAUGCGUUCAGGUGCACACUGACAAUCAUAGUGAACUGUAGCUCAGUUGAUAGAAGGGCUCUCUGUCAUCUCACCUGCUUCCACUAGUCUCCUCCUGACAGGUAACUCAUCUAAAGGCUUCUACUCAUUUAACUCUGGAUGUUUUCUGGCUCGCAUCAAAUAAAAACGAUUUUCUGUCUCAGUG
Nothobranchius furzeri (turquoise killifish) is the source of this 1281-nucleotide messenger RNA. RefSeq names its product calcium and integrin-binding family member 2. The record is from RefSeq and is a predicted model, not a curated record. NCBI's taxonomy places the organism in Eukaryota, Metazoa, Chordata, Actinopteri, Cyprinodontiformes, Nothobranchiidae. Gene Ontology annotation, cellular component: stereocilium; cell periphery; cytoplasm. Gene Ontology annotation, molecular function: calcium ion binding; magnesium ion binding. Gene Ontology annotation, biological process: calcium ion homeostasis.